UAAWGUGCUAGACGUUGUACAGUUUAUUAUUCUAGUGAGUYUACURUGCUUAGUUGGUUCAAAUCACAUUSUUCCGUCAGGAAUGAAAAGUCAUGGUCCCAUCAUAAGCAAUGGUCCCAAGAGUUUGCCAGAGCUUGUACAGACUUUGCACAGAACACAAGUUCAACUUAUGCAGAUGACGAUGAGAUUAAAUCAACUUGAAUCAAGACAAAAUUUUAUACUCAAAGGUCGAGAUGGUCGAGAUGGCAAAGAUGGCAAAGAAGGAACACCAGGACGAGAUGGACGCGACGGGAAAGACGGGAAGCAAGGACCUCCCGGAGUCAACGGGGCAUCUGGUCAACCAGGUAGAGACGGGAGGGAUGGAAAAGACGGCAAGCCAGGACAAAAAGGUGAGCGCGGUGAUAAAGGACCUAGAGGUGCCCAAGGACCCAGGGGUGAUCGUUCUGGUGGUCUGAUGUACGUUCGAUGGGGAAAGUCAAAAUGCGGCGCGAACAGCACUCUUGUUUACUCAGGUCGGAUGGGGGGAGAGCUGUACGCAUCYCGAGGAGGCGGAACCAACUACCUCUGCCUGCCUGACAACCCUAAAUACGGACGYUUCAAGGCGUCGGUACAAGGRCUAAGUGGAUCUGUUUAUGGUACAGAGUACGAAGUCAAACACUUCAACCCAUUUACAAAAAAGAACCUUCACGACAGUGAUGCACCAUGUGCCGUGUGUUACGUCACAACCCGCAAUGUCAACCUCAUGAUCCCGGCAACUAAUGAAUGUCCCGCGGGAUGGACACGCGAUUACCAUGGUUACCUAAUGGCAGCAUCMCGCAAUCAUCACCCRUCUGAGUUUGUUUGUGUGGAUGAGAAUGCAGAGGCAAUCCCUGGGRGURCACRUAAUAAAAAUGGCGCCCUAUUGUACCCCGUGGAGGGGAGGUGUGGGUCGUUACCGUGUAAUAAGUACAUUAAUGGUCGGGAGUUGACCUGUGCUGUUUGUAGCAAGUAGAGGUUGAAGAAGAGGUUGAAACCUCUCUAAAACGGACACCUUAAUUUAUUUGCAACCGUAUUUUUGGGGGUUGACUACUGGUCGGAUUUCAAUGUCAACUUAUAGAAGUCAGUAAYCAUAAUGAUAAAAUAUUGGCCGACAUAUAGAGGGGGUAUUAUGAAUAUGCUAUGCGGGUAUUUAGGUGUGCAUAAUAUAGCACCGGUAUUACUGAGUUGUCCGUAUUAUAGAGGUACAGCUAUCUCAUGAUUCAUUGUUGAAUUGAGUGAUGCAGUCUAAUUUAAGAAAUAUAACUGUAAAAAACAUAUAAUUUCCUGAAGUACAAUGUGUUAGGUAUUUCGUGCCAUUUGUAUAGCUUAGUGUAUUUUUCUCUACAUAUCAGUUUACUAAACCAGUAGACUCUAAUAUGUACUUGUUUCACGGAUUUAUGGCAURAWGAGCUUGCGUUGCAUGCCGGAUCARACGCAAUUUAAUAGGUUUGAAACCAAUAUAAAUCCGUGCGGCAAAAUYUCAWUCGUUAGGAUGAAAAAUAGUCAAAUCAAAUUAAAACMCAAUAAAAUUAGAGACUUCAAAAGGUUUUGAAASUUCACUCUGUUAGACUUAAGCUACAACUACUCGAUAGACUCAGUAAUUUUAACUUCUGAGCUAAAAURAAAUCUGUUUAAAAAUAUGCGUUGUGUGCUUAUUUGUUCUGUAAUMAUCUAAUCCUUACUUGCAAGCAAUGUAUGCAUGUUGUAUUUCUAGUAAAGGUCWAUUUGAUGAA
Molecule: messenger RNA, 1751 nt
Organism: Exaiptasia diaphana
Lineage: Eukaryota; Metazoa; Cnidaria; Anthozoa; Actiniaria; Aiptasiidae
Product: short-chain collagen C4
Exons: 7
Coding region: 83-991 (302 amino acids)
Source: RefSeq, a predicted model, not a curated record